GGAUUCAGCUGAAGAGGGGCAAACAAACCACAGCUGGGUAGGGUGGAGCCGUUGCUGUGAAGGGCGGCAGUGGAGAGCAAGGCUGGGACUGGGGCUGGCCAGGACACCGCCGCCAUUGGGCUGGGGGCGUUCAGUACCCUGUGAUGUCACGUGAUGCAAUAAUGCCGAGCGCAGUGGGCAGUUGGUUAGCAGUUGGACCUGCUGGCCUGCAGUUGGACCUGCUGGCCCGCGGUUGGACCUGCUGGUCUGCGGUUGGAUCUGCUGGUCUGCGGUUGGAUCUGCUGGAUAUCAGCCGGAUCUGCUGGAUAGCAGUUGGAGCUGCUGGAUAGCAGUUGGAUCUGCUGGAUAGCAGCUGGAUCUGCUGGAUAGCAGCCGGAGCUGCUGGUUUGCAGUUAGCGCUGCUGGUUUGGUCCUUUUCCUUUUUCUGGGCCUUGAUCAGCAGUAUUCAUGGCUCUACCUUGGUUAGUGACUGGGCUGCUGCCUGCCGCCUGGCUCUUCUGGCAGUCUACUGCGCUGCCUGCCUCUUCCUGGCAUCUGCUACACUGCCUGCCUCUUCUCGCAAUCUACUACAUUGCCUGCCUCUUCUUGUACUCUUGUACACCGCCUGGCUUUUCCUGGAAACUACUACGCUACCUGGCUCUUGGCAUCUGCUACACUGCUCACCUCUAUUUUGGAAUCUACUGCGCUGUCUGCCUCUCUUUUGGAAUCUACUAUGCUGCCUGCCUCUUUCUGGGAAUAAUCUAUGCUGCCUGUCUCGUUUUUGGAAUCUACUAUGCUGCCUACCUCUUCUUGGAAUCUACUAUAUCACCUGCCUCUGCUUGGAAACUACUACGCUGCCUGCAGCUUCUUUGGAACAUACCAUGCUGCCUGCAGCUUCUUUGGAAUGUACUAUGCUGCCUGCAGCUUCUUGGGAAUAAACUACACCACCUGAAGGCUCUCUGGAACAUACUAUGCCACCUGCAUCUUCUUUGGAUUACGCUGUGCCGCCUGCCUUGUAUUUGGAAUAUACUAUACCGCCUGUAUCUUCUUUGGAAUGUAUUACGGCACAUGCCUCUUUUUGGAAUAUACUACACCACCCGUACCUUCUUGGAAUACAUGAUGCCAUCUGCCUCUUUUUGGACUAUACUGCGCCGCCUGCCUCUUCUUGGAUUAUACAGCGCUGCCUUCCUCGUCUUGAAAUAUACUGUGCCGCCUGCCUCCUUCUGGAAUAUACUAUGCGACCUGCCUCUGUUAUGGAACAUACUAUUCCACCUGCCCCUUCUAUGGAAUAUACUACGCUGCUUGCCUCUGCUGUGGAAUAGACUACGCUACCUGGCUCUGCUAUGGAAUAGGCUACGCCACCUGCCUCUCCUAUGGAAUAGGCUAUGCCGCCUGCUUCGCUCAUGGAACAUACAGCACCACCUGCCUUGUUCAUGGGAAAUACCACGGCGCUUGCCUCCUUUUGGAAUACACCACACCGCCUGGCUCUUUUUGGAAUAUAUCACGCCACCUGGCUCUCUUUGCAACAUACCGUGCAGGCUGGCUCUCUUUGCAACAUACCAUGCAGCGUGGCUCUCUUUGGAAUACACCACACAGGCUGGCUCUCCUUGGAGUAUACCACGCAGGCUGGCUCUCCUUGGACUAUACUAUGCCGCUUGGCUCUGUUUGGAGUACACCAGACCGACUGGCUCUCUUUGGAAUACACCACACUGCCUGGUCCUCUUGGGAAUAGAGUACGCCACCUGGCUCUCCUUGUAAUAAGUACACCACCUGGCUCUUUCCAUUAAAUUUGCAAUGGCUUCUUCUUUAUAGAACUGUACUGCAUUUUCCUUCUUUUAUCAUAGCGUGGCUUGGUUUGGAAGGGACCUCAAGGAUCAUCAAGUUCCAACUCCCCUGCCACAGGCUAGCCUAGGUCAGCUACUACUUGUGCUGCUUAUUGGACAACUGCAUCUCCAGCUACCAGAGGGUUCCAAAUAGCUACUAGAGUGCCAUACUGAUGAGAGGGGGCUUGCUGCAGGGUAAGAUCUCUCAUCUGACGUCUAAAUUUAACUAGGUCGGGGCUUCCUUAUAAAGUCUUCCUCAUAAAUUGCCUCUUUCAUUCCCAAUUCCCUUACGUACGUUUAUAAAUCUGCCAUGGUAUCCCAACUUCCACUAGGAGUGAGCACAUCACUUCCAUCUGGCCACGUGUUUCAGGGUACGUUUGGAUCCUAGAGACAGGUUGUCUCAGGAGCAGAGGCAAGCAAACUACGCAUUUAGAGCAGCACAGAGGGUUUUGAGUUUUAUUCAAUAUACACACGCUCAAACACAGGCAUCCAUUUUAAAUAAUCCCAGUGAGCAGCAAGCAGGAACUCCUUAGGCUAAUGCACUAUUAUUUACCAACCCCUGAGAGAUGGCAAAACAACAAAAAGGAGAGGGAGAAGGGAGACGCCAGCAUUGGAUUUGAUAGGUAGUGCCAGCAGGCCGUCCCUGCUUCAAAGUGCAGAUCUUCCUCUUUUUCUUUCUGGAAAAACUCUGCAGUAGUAAGUACUACACGUGAAAAGUUAUCAGAGGAAAAUAAUGUUAUGCCC
Messenger RNA from Gallus gallus (chicken), 2546 nucleotides. RefSeq lists its product as uncharacterized. The coding region runs from base 448 to 1737 and encodes 429 amino acids. The transcript is spliced from 2 exons. Lineage: Eukaryota; Metazoa; Chordata; Aves; Galliformes; Phasianidae. The record is from RefSeq and is a predicted model, not a curated record.